Gamsiella multidivaricata is the source of this 3130-nucleotide messenger RNA. RefSeq names its product Glutamate/Leucine/Phenylalanine/Valine dehydrogenase-domain-containing protein. The record is from RefSeq and is a predicted model, not a curated record. The transcript has 2 exons. Bases 94 to 2949 code for a protein of 951 amino acids. Gene Ontology annotation, molecular function: L-glutamate dehydrogenase (NAD+) activity. Lineage: Eukaryota; Fungi; Mortierellomycota; Mortierellomycetes; Mortierellales; Mortierellaceae. Gene Ontology annotation, cellular component: mitochondrion.
CGUCGUGCUUGCUGAUGAGAGAUGGAAUGAGCGGAAUACUGACACAGCCAAUUCACCUCCGCAUUGAACAAUAGGAACUUGGGUAUUGACGACAUGUACUUUGCCUCCGAGUCCGUCGACUCGAUCGCCAACCACAUCAUGGCCCUCUAUGGCGCAAAGAUCUUCGCCUACACCAAAAACGAUAAUGGGCUCGACAUCAACCUGGAGCGCGAGACCGAGGAGGGUGCUGUUUACAUCCACACCUCCCACCCUGGCGUAUCUCAGCUCUAUGGUCCACAACAUGAGAAGAGAAUCGACGCCAAAUACCUCGAUGUCAGUAACACGGAGCGCGCCUACCGUCUCGAGUCCUACCGCUCCAAGGGCACUGUGUCGUCCUCAUCCUCGACCCAGCUGCGUACCUACUUUGUGCGCGAGUGCUCCUUUGUGAAUCCCGACCCGACCAAGGAGCAGGAGACUGACAUCCGCGAGACUGCCGACAAGAGCUUCCUCGAGAAGGCGACCGAAAACACCCUCGAAAUCUACUCUGCCAUCAUGAGGAUCGCCCUCAGCAGAACUGGUCCUGUCAUUGAGAUGUUCGAGGUUGAGGGCUCCCGCGAGCGUCGUCUUGUCGUGGCCUACAAACAGCAGACGACCCAGUCCUUCUUCUCAGCCAUCUCGGAUCUGUACCACUACUACGACCUGUACUCGACCCGCAAGUACGUCGAACAGUUCUCGAACGGUAUCACGAUCAUCUCGCUCUAUCUCAACCAGAUCCCCAAGUCGACUGCACCGCCAAUUGAGCACUCGAUCCACCAGAUCAUCAAGGAAGCUUCGCUGGUCUACUGCUUGCCCAUAACCCCUCUCCAGAGUUUCUUCCAGACAAAUAAGCUAUCGGUCCAAGAGUCGAUCUACGGUUACAUUGGCUGGAUUUUUGCCCAGCACUUCCUGAACCGUCUCGGAAGCGAAUACGUCUCGCUCGUCAACAUCCUCGAUACCAGUAACUCGACCCAUCAGGAUGUUCUCACUAAGAUGAAGAAGCGUCUCCGCACCGAUACCUUCACCCGCGACUACAUUCUCGAGAUCAUCAAGACCUACCCCGAGCUCGUCAAACUGCUCUACAUCAACUUUGCCAUGAUCCACUAUGUCAACCCAGCUGUCAAUUCGCUCAAGCCCACUCUGUCGUACCAGCGUCUCCGCACGGACGCCAUCUUGACUGAGGAGGAACUCUACGAAAAGAUUCGCCGCACGACCUCUAACUCGCACGAGCUCAUGGUCUUUGAAUCGUUCCUGAUCUUCAACAAGCACGUCCUCAAGACUAACUUUUACCAGCCCACCAAGGUUGCGCUGUCCUUCCGCAUGGACCCAUCGUUCCUACCCGAGAUCGAGUACCCUACCAAGUUAUUUGGCAUGUUCCUUGUCAUUGGCUCCGAGUUUCGUGGUUUUCAUCUGCGUUUCCGAGAUGUCGCUCGUGGAGGAAUCCGCAUCAUUCGCUCACGAAACAGAGAGGCGUACUCGAUCAACUUGCGCUCACUCUUUGACGAGAACUAUGCCCUUGCUGCCACACAGCAGCGUAAAAACAAGGAUAUUCCUGAGGGCGGCUCCAAGGGAACGAUUUUAUUGGAUGUCAACCAGCAGGAUAAGCCUUUGGUGGCGUUUGAGAAGUACGUCGAUGCUAUUCUGGACCUUUUGAUCCUCGGACAGUCCCCUGGCAUCAAGGAGCGUAUCGUUGAUCUGUACAAGAAACCCGAGAUUCUCUUUUUUGGACCAGAUGAGGGUACUGCCGAUUACAUGGACUGGGCAUCUGCUCAUGCACGAGUUCGUGGCGCCUCCUUCUGGAAGGCCUUCACUACGGGCAAGUCGCAGUCCUUGGGAGGCAUUCCUCACGAUACCUAUGGUAUGACGACUCGCUCUGUCCACCAGUAUGUCCUGGGUAUCUACCGCAAGCUGGGUCUCAAGGAGGAGAACUGCUCUAAGCUGCAGACUGGAGGUCCAGAUGGAGACUUGGGAUCAAACGAGAUCAAGAUCUCGAAGGACAAGACCUGUGGUAUUGUCGAUGGAUCCGGAGUGCUAUACGAUCCCGAAGGCAUUAACCGCACGGAACUCAGCCGUCUGGCUGAGAAUCGUCUUAUGAUCUCGAACUUUGAUGUCUCAAAACUGUCGCCCAAGGGAUUCCGUGUGCUGGUAGAUGAGGUGAACAUCAAGCUACCUUCGGGCGAGGUCAUUGACGAUGGCCUGUCGUUCCGCAACAACUUCCAUUUGAACCCUAUGGUCCGCUGCCAAGUCUUUGUCCCUUGCGGUGGUCGUCCCGAGUCUGUGGACCUUCAGAAUGUUGGACGUCUUUUGGACCACGAGAACCAUCCACGGUUCAAGUACAUUGUCGAGGGCGCUAACUUGUUUUUCACUCAGGAGGCUCGUCUUCGCCUGGAGCGUGCUGGUGCGAUUGUGUUCAAGGAUGCGUCCGCCAACAAGGGGGGCGUGACCUCUUCGUCGCUGGAGGUCUUGGCUGCGCUGGCAUUCACGGAUGAGGAGUUUGCUGAGCACAUGCAGGUGACGGAGGAUCACAUCCCAACGUUCUAUCAGGAUUAUGUUAAGGAGGUACAGACGAUCAUCGAACGCAAUGCACAGCUCGAGUUCGAGGCCCUGUGGAAGGAGCACCAGCGCACGAGGACACCUCGCUCGAUUCUUUCGGAUGAGCUGUCUUUGGCGAUUGUGAACUUGAACGAGAAUUUGCAACAUACAUCAUUGUGGGACAACCUGCCACUGCGCAAGGUGGUCUUGGAGGAGGCGUUCCCGAACCUGUUGUUGAAGCAGGUUGGACUCGACCAGCUCAUGAACCGUGUGCCUGAGAAUUAUGUGCGUGCGAUCUUUGGAUCAUACUUGGCGUCGCGCUUUGUGUACAAGUAUGGCACAGAACCAAGCCAGUUUGCGUUCUUUGAGUUCAUGACGCCUUACUUCUCCAAAAUCCAGUGAACGAGAUAAAUCGCCCCCUUUACACCCCACCCACCCAUUUUUGCACACGAAGUUGUAUAUUUUUACUUUCCUUUCUAUUCAUUCUUUUCCUUUUUUAUGUACAAAGUGAGUCGUUUAGAUAUCCAGAUGUCAGUCUCGUUCAGGUUUUUUUUUUUUGUAGUCUACUGUCGGCUCAUGAUGC